AACAUGAAUCGUUGCGGGGUAAUUUUGAAAAUUUCUCGGGACGCGCCGAUGUUGCGUUUCGGAUCGAGGGAAUUCUCAUUUCUGCGAAGAACACGGUGUCUGACAAUUGCUGCUGUUCGUGAGACCGGCCAAGGCACUGUCUUAAGUGGGCAGUCCCGAACGAUACAGGUGAAACGACGAUUUGGCGCGAUUUGUUCGAGACCGAAUCGAGGAACUGUGAAGAACUGUCAAGCUGUCGACCGUACGAGUGGGAAGCAACCAACUUAUCCGACAGGCUCGAGCAUACUGAUUGUCGGAAGCAGAAAACACGUUCGAGUUUAUUACAACAGCGCCUUCGUUCCUGGAUCUCGGUGGCGUAGAUCAGUGAUCCAUCGUCGAGACGCAGGCUCCUCGACCGGAAAGGCGGCAACCACAUGGAAUUCUAUCGUGUGCGCCCAGGGGACAUCUCCGAUUCCGAAUUCCUUCGAAGCGGAGCGAAUUUGAUACACAGCGGCUCCUAAAAUCGUCGGCGGCUGUGAGAACACCCCCGUCGGAAUUGCUUCAAGAAAGUUCCCUUCUACGAACAUACGAAAAUAUGCGGCGUGCAUGUAUAAUUGUACAGUAAUAAUUAUCCGAGCGGCACCCGUCUCGCGAGUUCGCAUUAAAAUUAACCACGUAUUACGUGGAAGCGAUCCUCGGGAUUAUCAAUUCGUAGAAGAGUUCACGAAUGUCGGAUGCCUACGCUUUCGCAACCGUGUUAUCAGGAAUUCUACAAUUGCAAACGUAAUUAGUCACCGUGCGACCAUCGCGGCCGCACGUGUGCCAUUAACGCUGUAAUUGUGUCUUCCCGCGUAGGAAGACGAAAAUUCGUGAUCUGGAUCAAUUUACUGGUUCAACGAGCCGAAACACACUGCCAAUUGCUUCAUACGGUCUUUCCCCUUAUUUCGUCCGAUCUGCCCACACGUUUCUUCCACGACUUUCAUGCGUUUGGAGUACCGAGAAAAACGAUCUUAAAUGCCCCGUUUAAACGCUGCAAUUCCUAUAGAUUUUUCAAGCGUAAAGUCAGCAUAAACAAAGGUUCUCUCUUUGGAAGCUGAUGCGUCUCUGUAAAUGUUUCGAAAUUGGCAGAUUCUUCUCAUUCGAGACAGAGUUCUGUAUGCUUAUUUUGGGCGCGAACUUAAAAGCUACGAAAGUAGCUCCCACGUUUAGGAACGAACGAUACCCGAACUUCCGGUCACGGGAUACAUUACGAGCAGUAACCAGCAUCAAUUGUUUUCUCGCGUGUGUAAAUGAUUAUUCUCUCUAACUGCUUGCAUAUUAAACAACCGCCUUCCUUCAAUAGGAUAAUAAGGAAUCAGAUAUAUGUAAAUACAUUUGUGGAUGUGCGAUGUAUGAAACGUGAAUCGUCGAUCGUGGGUGGAUUUGAACCAUCAAUCGACGCACCACAGAAUCGAUCAGCUAAAGUCUCUGCUAAAUAUAGCGUCGCAAUUGACCAGGGGUUAGGAGUCAAAUUCCUGUUUUAGGGACCAUAUUAUGUUGCCCGUUCUCUUUCGUUUUCCUUCUAUUUUAUUUUCAAUAAUCCACUGAACAGCAUCGACAUACACACAUACUUCUAUAGGACAUCAACCAACGAAACUAGUCGUCAGUCAUCUUGAUAUUCAUCAAACUUGAUAUUUGAUAGUCAUCAAACUUGAUAUUCAUGUACUAUAAGCUAUUACUGCAGAAUCCAGUAUAGCGUUCUCGGAAACAGUAUGCGACCAACAAGAAAAACAUGAAACUGUUAACUGAAUAUGUAACAGGUCAAACAUAUCAGCUUACUUUAACAUCAGAAGCGCUUCUGGCAAAAACGAACACGAGACGUGAAGAAAAUCUUCGAACGAUUCUGUAGUUCUUCUCAUAAGAUACAAUGUAAACUCCGGUAAGAAUCAAUUGCUGGAUAUCAUCAGUGGCGCCUCUUACGACGAAAAAAUGAAGCUUCGUUCAGGGUCCAUGCAGCGCCAAUUAGUAAAUCGCAAAACGCUCAAACUUAAAAUUGAAGUGAAUGGUCUAUCUAUAAGGAAUGAUUACAGUGUACAUUUUUGUGAUAUGUAAAUCUGUGUAAAUCGUUUAUUGGAAACCUAUGUAGUAUCUAUAGUCCGUAUACAUUUUUUCCGAAAAUUUUCUUUUCUUUUUAUUAAUAUACUUGUAUUUAUGCAGUUUCCUAUGCGAAUUAGGUAACUACAUAGUACAUAGAUAGGUGUGUUGUAUACAAAACAUUUCAGAGUACACAUUAAAGGCACAACCGACAACCUGUCUCGCUGACGUUUCAUUUGAACAUCAUAUUGGAUAUUCAAGAUCGUCUCACAAAAACAUUAUUCAAAUUAUAGAAUAUUCAUCUAUAUUUAUAUAACUUAAAAAGCCACACCACCAAUGUGUUAUUGUUGUAUGUCAGUGUAAUACAGACACAAUCUCCUUUACAUCAGAAGUGUGAUUAAUAAUUCUUCGAAUAUGGCACCAGUUUAUACAGAUGAUUCCGACCCAUGGUUAACUGAAUAUGAUGCCUGUGAGGAUCAAUUUAGAGCCAUUAUGGAACAACUCACAGCACGCAAUAAACAUCCAAAGGCUUCAAGAGCUUAUGCAAGCUUAUCUUCUAAUGUACGAAUUCUUCUAAAAAAAUAUAGCCAAAAUGUGCAACAACUUAAAGUUAAAGUUGACAAUGCGUUAAGAUCCAAAACUAUAACUAUUGAAGAAGCAGAACGUAGAACACGUCAGAUAGAAUUAUUACAGAGUAAAGACGUACAAUUACAAAGGCUUUACAAUGCUCGAACAGACAAUUUUACAUCUUCUCGCACAAAUUUGUUUACUUCCUCAGCAUCAGCAUUUGCAGAUGGUGGCACAACUUCUUGGGCGGCUGAUGACGACGACGAUGAGAAACUCAUAGAUAUAGAAGUGUCUGUUACCGAUGUUAGAGCUCAGCAGGACAGAAUUUUACAAGAGCAAGACAAAGGAUUAGAAGAAUUAUGUAAAGUCAUCGCAAGGCAAAAAGAAAUUGGUCAGAACAUUAGUAAUGAAGUAGAUCAUCAAAACGAAAUAAUCGACAAUUUGGCUGAUCACAUGGAUAGAACUGAUGAAUCAUUAAUUACCAAAACGCGACAAGUACAAAAUAUCAGUUCCAGGGAUCGCACUUGUGGUUAUUGGAUAGUAAUAAUUCUCCUAUUUAUUUCUAUUGUCGUCGUAUCUUUAGUAUAAAUAUAAUUGAGGAAAUUCCAUUGUAUGUAAGUUUCAACAUGCAUUUAAAUUGUACAGGCUUUUAAGCAUAUGAAUAGUAAAUGUUCUGUAAAUACAUGUAAAAAUUUCACACUUAAAAAAUGUUUUAUUCUUUUAAAUAUAUACUAGUUUAGAAAAAUUAGUUCUACUUAAAACACAAUAUACUACAAAGAAUUAUUGUAUAAGUAACUAAACAUUGUAACCACAGAAGGUCGUAUAUAUCGUGUUAUAAUUAAAUAAACUUGAAUAACGAAAAA
This is a messenger RNA of Megalopta genalis, 3482 nucleotides long. It is a transcript of the gene Syx8, whose product is annotated as syntaxin 8. Gene Ontology annotation, cellular component: SNARE complex; endomembrane system. Gene Ontology annotation, molecular function: SNARE binding; SNAP receptor activity. NCBI's taxonomy places the organism in Eukaryota, Metazoa, Arthropoda, Insecta, Hymenoptera, Halictidae. Gene Ontology annotation, biological process: vesicle fusion; intracellular protein transport. The record is from RefSeq and is a predicted model, not a curated record.